AUGAAGAUUGCAUUAGUGUUGAUAUCGGUCUGUGUGGUCGUGAUAGGAGCAGAAAAUCCUUUACCAAAUGGCGUGUACGACUACCAUAGAAGAAUUGGAAUACCUACAGCUUUUAAGAUUAAACUGCAAGAAAGAGAAGCAGCAGAAAAGGGCCAGGGUAGAAUCGUCGGAGGAUCAUCUACAACUACUCUCUCAGUACCAUACCAGGCUGGUUUAAUUAUAAGACUAAACAUUAUAUCAACAUCAGUGUGUGGCGGUACCUUAAUAUCUGAUAUCAGGGUACUUACAGCAGCUCACUGUUACAACGACGGUAACAAUAUCGCUCAGAGCUUCCAAGUCAUCCUUGGAUCCAACUUUUUGUUCUCUGGUGGUACUAGGAUUGAUACAAACAGCAUUGCCAUAUUCCCUGGAUACAACCCUUGGAUAGCUGCUAAUGAUAUUGCUGUGUUACGUAUUUCCAGAGUCAGUUUUUCAUUGCAAAUCCAACCAAUUAACUUGCCAUCGGGUAGCGAACUCAACUCGAAUUUCGUCGGAAGCACCGCUCUCGCCUCUGGCUAUGGAAUAACUAGAGACGGUGACAGCGUUAACCUACUCCAAACGAUCAGCUCAGUGAAUUUGCAAGUGAUAUCCAACUCAGUCUGCGGAAACAGCUACGGCAAUAUCAUCCAGAACCACCACCUCUGUACCAGUGGCGCUGGAGGAAUCGGCAUCUGUCGUGGAGACACCGGUGGACCACUCGUCACUACUGUUAAUAAUAGAAGAGUUCUAAUCGGUAUCGGCUCGUUCACAGCGAAUGCAGGUUGCCAAGCUGGCCUGCCUUCAGGCUUCUCAAGAGUCACUUCUUUCAUAUCUUGGAUUCAUUCCAUAUAA
Molecule: messenger RNA, 870 nt
Organism: Spodoptera littoralis (African cotton leafworm)
Lineage: Eukaryota; Metazoa; Arthropoda; Insecta; Lepidoptera; Noctuidae
Source: the annotation of a GenBank genome assembly